AUCUUUCCUUCCCACUGCACACAAAGGCAGGGCGCUCCUUAAAGGGACCUCCUAGCUCUUCUAUGCAGUCGCUAACCAAGUAAGUGCUGGCUCAGGAGACCCAGCUUUUGACCGAGGAUGAGUGGGGAGGGGUCUUAAGACGCCUCCACCUCCGCAUCCUCCGAAGCCCGGGAGGGAGGUAGUUGACAGGCAGAGUGGAUGGAGACCACGGGUCCGCGGGGCCCUGCUUGCUGUUAGCUGCUUCUUGGGAUGCUCCUCUCCAGUUGAGCCUCCUGCCUCUGUGAUCCAGAGGGUGCUGGCAGCGCAUCUUGCGGUAUGCCUGCGUUGCUUUGAGCCAGCGCCCAGAAACCAGCCCUCUGCAUUCAGGCACCUCGGACUGGCUCCAGGCAGGGCUGUGUGCAGUCACCAUGAAUGCUCAGCUCUAGGCUUCUGCACCAGCCUCCUGACCACAUGGAUCUGGCUGUUUAAUCAGCCGCGAUCACAGCCUGGGAAGAUUGGGGAGGCUGAUUCGCGCUCCAGCUGCUGAGACAACUUCCAGCUUGGCUGUUUACUUCUUUGGGUCCCAGGGACUCUGUCCUGCACCUCAGCCUCUCCUGCCACUGUGUAGGGUUCUGAAGUCAGCUGCUGGGACUCCUCUGAAGGCAUCCAGGAAGGGGGGUAAGAGGGGUUAAAAGACAGCCGAAAUCCCCCCAACUGCUCACCCUCUGCCGACCGCCUGUGCUGUGGGGUUCUGAGAGGACCUUGCGCUGUCCUGGGAAGCAAUGCAAGUCUCCAUAGCCUGCACAGAGCACAAUUUGAAGAGUCGAAAUGGUGAGGACCGACUUCUGAGCAAGCAGAGCUCCACCGCCCCCAAUGUGGUGAACGCAGCCCGGGCCAAAUUCCGCACUGUCGCUAUCAUCGCUCGCAGCCUGGGGACCUUCACCCCUCAGCAUCACAUUUCUCUCAAAGAGUCCACCGCAAAGCAGACUGGCAUGAAAUAUAGGAACCUUGGGAAAUCAGGACUCAGAGUUUCAUGCUUGGGUCUUGGAACAUGGGUGACAUUCGGAGGUCAAAUUUCAGAUGAGGUCGCUGAACGGCUGAUGACAAUUGCCUACGAAAGUGGAGUGAAUCUCUUCGACACAGCUGAAGUCUAUGCCGCUGGGAAGGCUGAGGUGAUUCUGGGAAGCAUCAUCAAGAAGAAAGGCUGGAGGAGGUCCAGCUUGGUCAUCACAACCAAACUCUACUGGGGUGGAAAAGCUGAAACAGAACGAGGGUUGUCGAGAAAGCACAUCAUCGAAGGGCUGAAAGGCUCCCUCCAGAGGCUGCAACUGGAAUAUGUGGACGUGGUCUUUGCAAAUCGCCCAGACAGCAACACCCCAAUGGAAGAAAUCGUUCGAGCCAUGACGCACGUGAUCAACCAAGGCAUGGCCAUGUACUGGGGUACCUCAAGGUGGAGCGCAAUGGAGAUCAUGGAAGCCUACUCUGUCGCACGGCAGUUCAACAUGAUCCCACCUGUCUGUGAACAAGCUGAGUACCAUCUUUUCCAGAGAGAGAAGGUGGAGGUCCAGCUGCCAGAGCUCUACCAUAAAAUAGGGGUUGGUGCAAUGACAUGGUCUCCCCUUGCUUGUGGAAUUAUUUCAGGAAAAUAUGGAAAUGGGGUGCCAGAAAGUUCUAGAGCUUCACUGAAGUGCUACCAGUGGUUGAAGGAAAGAAUCGUAAGUGAAGAAGGGAGAAAACAGCAAAACAAGCUGAAAGACCUCUCUCCAAUCGCUGAACGCCUGGGAUGCACAUUACCUCAGCUGGCUGUGGCAUGGUGCCUGAGAAAUGAGGGUGUGAGUUCUGUGCUCCUGGGAUCAUCCACUCCUGAACAACUCAUUGAAAACCUUGGUGCCAUUCAGGUCCUCCCUAAGAUGACAUCACAUGUGGUGAAUGAGAUUGAUAACAUAUUGCGCAACAAGCCCUACAGCAAAAAGGACUAUAGAUCAUAAGGCAAUGCAUGAGCCACUUAAGCUGCAUGGGUAAAAUCAUGGUGGGUAGGCAGUGCAGAACGGCCUUACCAGCCAUUCUUUUCAAUCACUUAGCAGCUUGCUGCUCAACCUCUAGUGUCCCAGGAUUCUCUGAGGUUUCUGCUGUUGCUACCACUGUGCACCCUGAAUUCUGAACACAUCUGAAAAUUCACAAGGAAGAAAAUCCAUUCUAUUUUCUUAUCUUGGACUGGUCCCCUAUCCUGGCAUUGGUCUGUGUACCUCAUGUUUUUGCAGUAGAACGAAUAUUGGGGUAGGGGAAUCUAUUAUCUUCAGAAGAAGGCUGUACAUAUAUAUUUUUUUCAAGAGCAAACUUCACAAGAUACAGUACAUGACCUGCAUAGGAAACAGGAUAUCCUCACUCUUUAGUCUUGCUCGGGAGAACAAACAAAACUAAUUUACUUUUUUUUUUCCAUAUUUCAUAUUCACACUAGCAAGUUUUAUGUCACCUGUAAUACAAAUAAAAUUUCUAGGUAUUUGCUUUCACUAUCUCUAAAAGUUAUGUUGCUGCCUGGCCCUGUACAAUUUGACUGGGGUGUCUCUCAGGGUUCUAACGUUUCCAUUUACAUAGAAUUAUAAAGGCAUGACUACCCCAAUCUUUACUAGAUACAUAAUGCUAAUUUAUAAAAGAGUAUGGAAACAGCUUUAAAUAAAAUGGUAAGUGUUCAUUUUUUACUUUCUAUUAAAGCCUGCAUAUACUUUCAAUUGCUUGUAGGCACAAUUUCUGUUAAGUUUAAAUAUUUGAGCUUUAAAAAUACAUACAUGCUCAGUUUUAUAAUUAAACCUAUAAAUACCCAGAAAGGCAAGUAUUCAGUUUACCAUUGCUCGAUAUUUUCUGAAGUUAUUAACAUGAAAACAAAUCAUAGGCAAUGUAAAAAACAAUGUUUUUUUCCUCAUUCCUCAGCACAUGCUAGAUGAAUUAACUUGCCCAAAGAAAAAGCAAAAUAUUCAAGAUGCUCCUGAUUCUAAUUGUAUCACACACUACACCAUAUGCAUGAAAGUUCUCUGCAUGGAAUAAAGGGGCUUAGCUUUGCACUCGGAAUCUGAGAAACACUUAGCCCUGCCUCUAUAGGCUAAUUCCUCACUGUAUCCCACUUGAGAAGAGCUGUAAGACUAUACUGUGUGGGUAUCUGUAAAUAAGGAUAAAACACAAAGGGUUUUUGUUGUUGUUUUGUUUUCUGUAAAGGUGGGGUCGUUUUCUGACUCUUAUUUGUCUAAUUAUAGAUGGACAACAUUCUACUUCAUCUAGUUAGCAAGUUCUCCAUCACUUUAAGAUUUACACAAGAAAUAUAUGAACUUAAAAUCAUUUUAAGAUAUGUACCACACGGUUAAGUUCUAAAUCUUAAACUAUCAGUGAAAGAUACCAAGAAAUAUGACUGUUACUACCUAGACUCCAGUAGGCAACUUGGGAGUUUCACCCAUGAGUAUCUGAUUAAUGAUGGAGAUGAAUUAACUUUCUAGCUACUCAUUGUAAAUUUAAUCCACUGAACUACUGUAUGUAUAAAUGAGUGGAGUGCUGUCUAAAUGAAAAUCAAUUCAUUUGCUUAGAGUAAUAAAGGCAUAUGCAAUCUCA
Messenger RNA from Mastomys coucha (southern multimammate mouse), 3576 nucleotides. RefSeq names its product potassium voltage-gated channel subfamily A member regulatory beta subunit 1 (gene Kcnab1). Lineage: Eukaryota; Metazoa; Chordata; Mammalia; Rodentia; Muridae. The transcript has 14 exons. The coding region runs from base 762 to 1967 and encodes 401 amino acids. Gene Ontology annotation, cellular component: voltage-gated potassium channel complex; membrane; cytoplasm. The record is from RefSeq and is a predicted model, not a curated record. Gene Ontology annotation, molecular function: voltage-gated potassium channel activity; potassium channel regulator activity; transmembrane transporter binding. Gene Ontology annotation, biological process: potassium ion transport; negative regulation of delayed rectifier potassium channel activity; transmembrane transport.